This is a messenger RNA of Rotaria sp. Silwood2, 321 nucleotides long. NCBI's taxonomy places the organism in Eukaryota, Metazoa, Rotifera, Eurotatoria, Philodinida, Philodinidae. The record is from the annotation of a GenBank genome assembly.
AUGUCAAAAAAAACAAUAGUUAAUACAACAACUAAUCUUAUACUAAAUAUUCAUGUACGUCCAAAUGCAAAAUUUAAUGCCAUACGUGAAGUAAAUUCUAAUAAUGAUAUACGUAUUGAUAUAGCAGCUGACGCACAAGAUGGUAAAGCAAAUCAUGAACUAAUUAAUUAUAUUAAAAGUAUAUUAAAAAUUCCUUCAACUCAACUAGAAAUUAUACAUGGACAUAAACAACGUGAUAAAGUUUUACGUAUAGUAACAACAACAAAUGAUAAUCAAAACGAUUUAAUUGAACGCCUUCGAAACGAAAUUAUGUCGAAAUAA